Entamoeba dispar SAW760 is the source of this 771-nucleotide messenger RNA. RefSeq lists its product as uncharacterized. Bases 1 to 771 code for a protein of 256 amino acids. The record is from RefSeq and is a predicted model, not a curated record. The transcript has a single exon. Lineage: Eukaryota; Evosea; Mastigamoebida; Endamoebidae.
AUGAAUACUCGAAAUGAAGGGAAACUUACAUUAACUGAAAUGAAAAGAGAAUCAAAAUCAUUUGAAGCUCUUCAACAAGGAAUACUACUUGCAAUAUUAAGUUCAUAUGGAUAUAGCUUUGAUUUAAAACGACCAGAACGUAUGGCAGAAAAAACUUUCCAAUACCUUACUAUUAAUGAAGUAUAUUUUAAUAAUCAACCACUUAAUUUUGGUAGAAUUAUUGAAGAAUUUUGUGAACAACAAUUCCAAUUAGAUAAAACAGAAGAUAUGACACCUAAUCAAUUAAAAAUAGUUAAAAGAAGAAAAGAUUUAAAUAGAACAGCUAUUUCUUUUAGUUGGUUACUUCAAUAUGCUGAACAAAAUGGAGUUUCUUUUGGUAAAAGAAAAACUAAACAAGCAAAGAAAACAGUUCAAUUACCUAAAAUUUACACUGUAACUAUGCCAAAUCCAAGUAUUGUUUAUACUAAAAAAGAAAUUGAAGAAAUUGGUGCUUCAGUACAAAAUCAUAUUUGUAGUUUAUUUGUUAAAAAACAAAAAGAAUUAUUUAUUCCUGCUUAUUAUCAAUUCUUUAAUGAAAUGCUUGGUCUUAAUAUUUUACAAACAAAUAAUACUGAAUCUGUUCAUUCUGAAGAUCUUCAGGUAAUUCAACCAACAAUGAUUAUAAAUUCAGAACCACUUCUUUAUCAGAUUUGUGUUGAUCCUUCUUAUUGUAAUCCUUCUUAUUGCAACCCUUCUUAUGUUUAUCCAUGUGAUUAUCCAUUUUGUUAUUAA